Penicillium oxalicum is the source of this 2127-nucleotide messenger RNA. RefSeq names its product fungal specific transcription factor domain-containing protein. Gene Ontology annotation, molecular function: DNA-binding transcription factor activity, RNA polymerase II-specific; RNA polymerase II cis-regulatory region sequence-specific DNA binding; zinc ion binding. The record is from RefSeq and is a predicted model, not a curated record. Gene Ontology annotation, biological process: positive regulation of transcription from RNA polymerase II promoter by galactose; DNA-templated transcription. Gene Ontology annotation, cellular component: nucleus. The transcript has 2 exons. The coding region runs from base 1 to 2127 and encodes 708 amino acids. NCBI's taxonomy places the organism in Eukaryota, Fungi, Ascomycota, Eurotiomycetes, Eurotiales, Aspergillaceae.
AUGGCCAAAAGCCAUGUGAAGCCUGCCGGUGGUACAGAAAGCCCGAGCAGUGUUCCUAUCCAGACCGUCAAGAGUCUCAGAGCUCUCCAAGGUACAUCGUGCUGCGUCAUUCUUGUAUCCCCAAGGGCAAUUCUCUAUAGCCUAAGUACUGACCGAGUCUAUGGAAAUAGCCAGCCUACAACUCAGUCGGACAAGGCAACAGCGGCUUCUAAUGACUAUCGAAGUACACUGGCACGACUGUUCCCUGAUAAGUCCCCGGAACACAUUGCGCAUCUAUCUAGGGAAGAGCUCUUGGCUUUGAUGUCAAUGGAUGCCCCUCAGUACUCGCAUCCGCAGGACUCUCCUGCCAACAAUCCUUCUAUCGGGACCAAAGCAUCAACCAUGUCGAUGGAGCGUCCUGAUUUGGAGUCUCUACAUUCCAUCCCCGUCGAAACCCUAGAAGAAAGUCAAAGUUCCGGCGCCUCAGAUUCAAUCGGUCAUAUUUCAGACGAUGUGAACGCCUUGUCAUUGACCAAUCGCAAUCCGACAUCAUAUCUUGGCGUGUCAUCCAUUCAGGCCGCACUCAAGGUCAUCGCGUGGCUGCAUCCUGAAUUUGAAACAUACUUCUCACUCGCCUCCAGCAAGCAGGAAAGCCAACAGAGUGAGGGUCCAACCCAAAAUUUGGCUCCAGCUGUAUCCUGCCCUCCUCCGACUGAAAUAGAUAUGUUGAAUGCAUAUUUUACGGAUUUUCAUCCGUUUGCGCCGCUAUUAGACGAGGAAAGCUUUCGCCAAACUUAUGUCAGCGGUCAAAGAAGAGACAAUCGCUGGCUAUCACUUUUGAAUAUCGUGCUCGCCUUGGGGAAUAUUGCGGCAUCCGGAUCCGGUGCAGACAAUCAGAUGCACCAUACAUACUUCCAACGGGCCAUGAGUCAACUGAAUUUGAGCUCGUUGGGGACACCAAGUUUGGAAGUCGCGCAGGCGUUGGGUCUCAUGGGUGGCUGGUACUGUCACUACAUCAGUCAACCAAACCUGGGAUACUCUUUGAUGGGUGCGGCCUUGCGCAUGGCGAUGACGUUGGGUCUACAGCGGGAACCGUAUGACAAUCAAGUAUCUGUCAAUCCGUCACGAUCCUUUGCACAAGAGGCAAAGCGUCGUAUAUGGUGGUCCCUCUGUUGUCUCGAGGUUUGGGGUCUGGAGACACUUGGCCGCCCAAGCAUGGAUUGCUUUGGCCCUGGAAUCACCGUGAAACUUCCGAGUCUUUUGGACAAGGAAAAUUACACCAAAAUUCUUGCUCUGACGGAGAAUGUCCAAUUCGUGCGAAUCGCCUCAAAGAUACAUGCCUUGCUUGCUUCGCUGCCCACAAUCAAAUAUGCAGAAAUAUUUGACAUCGACUCACAGCUAGUUCAGUGGUGGAACAAUCUGCCACCGAUUCUCAAAGACUACGAGCCGUGCCCAAAGAACAUCUACACCGUCCGCACCGUCAUGCGAUGGCGAUUUUUCAACCAGCGCAUGCUCUUAUACCGACCGACGCUUCUCAACUACGCCAUACGAAGGAUUCCAUUCAUGGCCAUUCGGGCCGAGGAGCGUGCUGCAAUUGAAAGGUGUCAUGACAUUGCAAAGUCCUCAAUUCAGGAUAUUUCAAUCACGUCUCCGAUGAACAAUAUGAUUGGCUGGAACGCGGUCUGGCUACUUUUCCAGGCCACCAUGGUGCCCUUGGUCUGUCUCUCUCUGAGCUCGGCACACGAGGUCUCUCCCGGACUCUCUGAUGACUGCAAGGCGCAAGUUGAAACCGCAAUUUUGACUCUGGACCGGUUGAAACCGUACGGACACACUGCCGAUCGGUCACGGGAAGUCAUUUCGCGUAUUCUCGAGGCCAAUUUACAAAAUCAAGGCGGGGAGCCAUUCGAUGCCAGCGCCAGUCAGAUUGGUGCGCAGGAUUUCCCAUUCAUGAAUGCUUUGAAUCAACCUCCGGGGGUGGGCCAGGAUUCCGUCGCCGAUCGGAUGACUGCUGGGGUUGGGAAUGGGUGGUCCGAAUCGAUGUGGGAGUAUCUCGGAUGGGAGUCGACGGAUCUCUGGCCGGAUAUUUCAAGGCUUAAUGCGCAGUCUGAGGGUAUGCCGUUCUUGGAUCCUGGUGAUACUGAGAUGUGA